Molecule: messenger RNA, 1471 nt
Organism: Lolium rigidum
Lineage: Eukaryota; Viridiplantae; Streptophyta; Magnoliopsida; Poales; Poaceae
Product: bifunctional nitrilase/nitrile hydratase NIT4
Exons: 5
Coding region: 175-1257 (360 amino acids)
Biological process (GO): detoxification of nitrogen compound
Molecular function (GO): nitrilase activity; nitrile hydratase activity
Source: RefSeq, a predicted model, not a curated record
CACCAGUUCGGAUUGGCUCUCUCUUGUUCAGUAGUGCACUGACCCACUCCCCCAACCACCCCACCUUCCGCGCCGCCUGCAGCUCCCCUUCCACCGUAUCGAGCUCCAGCUCGCCGGCGGCUAGCCUCUACCCCUACCCGUGUACCGCGACUAGCGAGUUCCCCGGCCGUACUGAUGGCUCUGGUUCCAUCGGGCUCGGGCAGCGCGCCGGUGAUUGCCGAGGUGGAGAUGAACGGCGGCGCCGACCAGGGCGCCACCAUGGUACGAGCCACCGUCGUGCAGGCCUCCACCGUCUUCUACGACACCCCCGCCACUCUCGAUAAAGCAGAGAGAUUAAUAGCUGAGGCUGCUGGGUAUGGUUCACAGUUGGUUGUGUUCCCGGAAGCUUUUAUUGGUGGUUAUCCUCGUGGAUCCACCUUUGGCUUUGGCAUCAGUAUUAGUCUCACUAACCCAAAAGACAAGGGAAAGGGUGAAUUCCAGAAGUAUUAUGCAGCUUCCAUAGAGGUACCUGGUCCGGAGGUGACACGCUUGGCUGCUAUGGCUGGGAAAUAUAAGGUUUUUUUGGUGAUGGGGGUGAUUGAGAGGGAAGGUUACACAUUGUAUUGUUCAGUGCUCUUCUUUGAUCCUCUAGGUCGAUACCUGGGCAAGCACCGCAAGCUCAUGCCAACGGCAUUAGAACGUAUAAUAUGGGGAUUUGGAGAUGGAUCAACAAUUCCUGUUUAUGAUACUCCACUUGGAAAGAUUGGAGCUCUUAUUUGCUGGGAAAAUAAGAUGCCACUUUUAAGGACCGCUCUGUAUGGAAAAGGUAUUGAGAUAUACUGUGCUCCCACGGCUGAUUCGAGGCCAGUUUGGCAAGCUUCCAUGACACAUAUUGCCUUGGAGGGGGGAUGUUUUGUCUUGUCAGCAAACCAAUUCUGCCGCAGAAAGGACUACCCGCCGCCAUCUGAGUAUGCAUUUGCUAGUUUAGGGGAGGAGCCUUCUCCAGACACUGUUGUCUGCCCUGGAGGUAGUGUCAUCAUUUCACCAACUGGAGAAGUAUUGGCAGGCCCCAAUUAUGAUGGAGAGGCACUGAUUACAGCUGACCUCGAUCUCGGAGAAAUUGUUAGAGCCAAGUUUGAUUUUGACGUGGUGGGCCAUUACGCUCGACCUGAGGUACUGAGCUUGGUAGUGAAUGACAAACCUCAUCUCCCGGUGUCUUUCACUUCUGCUGCUGAGAAGACUUCAAUUGCGAAGAGUGAGGCCACUGCAAAGCCCUAAGGAUCAUCAAGUAUCUACAAGCAAUUGAUUUCUGUCGGUGCAUUAAUAGGCCAAUGAAAUGUAGGCUCAUACUGCCGCUGUAACUUUUGCUGCUUGUCAAACGCCUGCCAGAACAAUCUGCCGAGGUCUGUACAACAACGCAUGAUGCAUCUGAUAUCCAAAUGUUCUCACCGUUUAAUAUAAAUAAAUAAAUAUAGGCUGAGUGCAUUGUCCA